Molecule: messenger RNA, 3486 nt
Organism: Nipponia nippon (crested ibis)
Lineage: Eukaryota; Metazoa; Chordata; Aves; Pelecaniformes; Threskiornithidae
Source: RefSeq, a predicted model, not a curated record
AUUCCAAUUAGUACCAACGCGGAUGGAAGCUACAUCUCCAAUAUCCUCUCUGCAAGUCACCAAAGGAGAUCGACGCGGGAGGUAUCCCAGAGCCCCAAACAGCUGUAUUUUAAUGUCACUGCGUUUGGAAGGGAAUUCCAUCUCCGGCUGAAACCCAACACGCGCUUAGUGGCUCCCGAGGCGGUAGUGGAGUGGUACGAAGACUCUGUGGAAACUGGAAGCGAUGCUGGUAACGGGAGUCAGGCUAGAACUGCUACAGAGAGGUUAUGGAAAAGAGAACCCCUGUGGACCAACUGCGCCUACGUGGGAGACAUAACUGACGUCCCCGGAGCUUCUGUCGCUAUUAGCAAUUGCGAUGGUCUGGCUGGAAUGAUAAGAACUGAUAAGGAUGAAUACUUCAUUGAGCCUUUGGAAAGAGGAAAGCAAAUGGAAGAGGAAAAGGGGCGAAUCCACAUGGUGUACAGGCGGUCAGCUGUAGUGCAGCACCCCACCGACGUGCUCCCGGACGUCCAUACAGAAGAGUCUCUUCUUGGCGGCCUCGGAGAGCUGAGUUCCCUGUACGGCAGCGUAGAGCAGCAACUGAACGAAACCCUGAGGCGACGCCGGCACGCGGGAGACGACGACGACUACAACAUUGAGGUGCUGCUAGGUGUGGACGACUCUGUCGUCCGAUUCCACGGCAAAGAACACGUCCAAAACUACCUCCUCACCCUCAUGAACAUCGUGAAUGAGAUUUACCACGAUGAAUCCCUGGGUGUUCACAUAAACGUCGUGCUGGUCCGAAUGAUCAUGUUGGGGUACGCCAAGUCCAUUAGCUUGAUUGAAAGGGGGAAUCCCUCGAGAAGCCUGGAGAACGUUUGCCGCUGGGCUUAUCAGCAGCAGAAGUCGGACCCCAGUCACUCUGAGCACCACGAUCAUGCCAUCUUCUUAACCAGGCAAGAUUUUGGGCCUGCUGGUAUGCAAGGAUAUGCUCCUGUAACUGGCAUGUGUCACCCAGUCCGAAGCUGUACUCUCAACCAUGAGGACGGGUUUUCGUCAGCUUUUGUGGUUGCUCAUGAAACUGGUCACGUGCUGGGAAUGGAGCACGAUGGGCAAGGGAACAGAUGCGGGGAUGAGACAGCGAUGGGCAGUGUCAUGGCUCCCCUGGUGCAGGCUGCCUUCCAUCGCUACCACUGGUCCAGGUGCAGCGGCCAAGAACUCAAAAGAUACAUACACUCUUACGACUGUCUUCUUGACGACCCUUUCGAACAUGAUUGGCCCAAGCUUCCUGAGCUGCCAGGCAUCAAUUAUUCCAUGGACGAACAGUGCCGCUUUGAUUUUGGCGUUGGCUAUAAAAUGUGCACAGCGUUCCGAACCUUUGACCCGUGCAAGCAGUUGUGGUGUAGCCAUCCGGAUAACCCGUAUUUCUGUAAGACUAAGAAAGGACCUCCGCUCGAUGGGACAGAAUGUGCCCCUGGAAAAUGGUGCUAUAAAGGUCACUGCAUGUGGAAGAAUGCUAACCAGCUGAAGCAGGAUGGCAACUGGGGACCCUGGACAAAAUUUGGCUCCUGCUCGCGAACCUGCGGAACCGGAGUUCGCUUUCGAACGCGCCAGUGCAACAAUCCAAUGCCCAUUAACGGAGGUGAAGACUGUGCUGGUGUCAAUUUUGAGUUUCAGCUUUGCAACACGGAGGAGUGUCCGAAGCACUUUGAGGACUUCAGAGCACAGCAGUGUCAGCAGCGCAAUUCCCACUUUGAGUUUCAGAACAGCAAGCACCACUGGCUGCCGUACGAACACCCAGACUCUAAUAAGAGAUGUCAUCUGUACUGCCAAUCCAAAGAAUCCGGAGAUGUCGCCUAUAUGAAACAGCUGGCGCACGACGGGACUCGCUGUUCCUAUAAAGAUCCCUACAGCAUUUGCGUUCGCGGGGAAUGCGUGAAAGUGGGUUGCGACAAGGAAAUUGGCUCCAAUAAGGUUGAAGAUAAGUGCGGCGUCUGCGGUGGGGAUAACUCUCAUUGCCGGACCGUGAAGGGAACCUUCACCCGCACUCCCAAGAAACUUGGGUACCUUAAGAUGUUUGAUAUCCCUCCUGGUGCUCGACAUGUGUUUAUCCAAGAAGACGAGGCUUCUCCUCACUUUCUUGCAAUUAAGAACCAGGCUACGGGACACUAUAUUCUGAAUGGGAAAGGGGAGGAGGCCAGAUCCCGAUCUUUCAUCGACCUGGGCGUGGAGUGGGAGUACAACAUAGAAGACGACAUAGAAACCCUCCACACUGACGGGCCCUUGCACGAUGCAGUGGUUGUGCUGAUCAUUCCUCGGGAGAAUGACACGAGAUCGAGCCUGACUUACAAAUACAUCAUUCACGAGGAUUCGGUACCAACUAUCAACAGCAACAACGUCCUGCAAGAAGAAAUAGGUACUUUUGAGUGGGCGUUAAAGAGUUGGUCGCAGUGCUCCAAACCCUGCGGUGGAGGGUUCCAGUACACCAAAUACGGGUGCCGCAGGAAAAGCGAUAACAAAAUGGUUCAUCGCAGCUUCUGUGAAGCCGGCAAAAAGCCAAAGCCCAUUCGCAGAAUGUGCAAUCUUCAGGAGUGCACGCAGCCUCUCUGGGCAGCAGAUGAGUGGGAAUACUGCACAAAAACCUGCGGGAAUUCGGGCUACCAGAUCCGGACGGUGCGUUGCAUUCAGCCCCUGCCCGACGGCGCAAACCGCUCUGUCCAUUUCAAGUACUGUAGCGGGGAUCGCCCCGAGAGCCGCAGGCCGUGCAACCGGCUGCCGUGCCCCGCGCAGUGGAAGGCCGGACCCUGGUCUGAGUGUUCUGUGACCUGCGGGGAGGGGACGGAGACCCGGCAGAUCCUGUGCCGUGCUGGCGACCAGUGCGACGGGGAAAAGCCAGAGUCAGCGAGGGUCUGUAAACUCGCUCCCUGUCACGACGAGCCCUGCAUGGGAGACAAAUCGAUCUUCUGUCAAAUGGAAGUGCUUGCGCGUUACUGUUCCAUCCCGGGCUACAACAAGCUGUGCUGCGAGUCCUGCAGCAAGCGCAGCAGCACCCUCCCACCGCCGUUCCUUACCGAAGCCGCUGAAACGCAAGAGGAAGCGAUGUUCGACCAGAGCGAUCUGCCUAGGGCUUUGAUGAUGCCAACACCCGUAGUGCCCCGCUACACGCCGUUCCCGCCCGGGAGAAGUUCUCUGGGCAGGCUUCCUUUUGCGGAAGAGGACGCAGAUACGCGCGUCUCCCCGCCCAACGCCAAGCCCAAAGGUGCUGAGUUUCCGCAAUGGAGAGCUCCUCAAGCAAGGAAGGCUUCUAGGCUGUUUGCUUUGCUACCCCUGGCCCCUGCCAACAGCAGCAGUCUCGGUCCUCGCAACGCCCUUGCGUCGGCAGCAGCCGUGCCUGCGGUGCCGGCUCGUAACACCACAGCGGGUGCUCCUUCUCCAUCGAGAACCUCAAGGAAGAGCAAGAAGCACAUUGAGAAGAGAACUCCGAGGUCCUCCGCUGUGGAAAGAUGA